Neltuma alba is the source of this 1231-nucleotide messenger RNA. Its product is annotated as F-box/kelch-repeat protein At3g06240. The record is from RefSeq and is a predicted model, not a curated record. The transcript has a single exon. NCBI's taxonomy places the organism in Eukaryota, Viridiplantae, Streptophyta, Magnoliopsida, Fabales, Fabaceae. Bases 359 to 1231 code for a protein of 290 amino acids.
UUCCUUUGAGAGAUCUGUUCUUUUCUCUCUUGCACUAUGAGGCAGGAGGUCGUGCAUUGCGACGCGCCAUUUCUUCCUGAAGAAAUUAUCAGAAACAUUCUCAAACGACUCCCUUUGAAAUCCCUAAUUCGAUUCCAAUGUGUGUGCAAAUAUUGGAAAAAUCUCUUCAAAACCUCAUCUUUCAUCGCUGACCACCUCCACCACUCCUCUCUUCAAAUCCCUUCUCUUCUUUUGAAACAGAAUGAUAGCUGUGAGCCUCUGCGCUUACUUUCGAUCGAUUGCGAGAUGAAUGGCUUUGAAAUUAAGAACCCACCUUUGAUCGGUUCCUUGCCGCACGUUAGGAUCAUCAGUUCCAGCUAUGGCUUGCUCUGUGUUGCAAUCGAUGAGGGUGAUAUGUAUACUUUUUUUUUUGUGCAAUUCCCUUUUACUGUGGAAUCCUGCUAUUGGAGAGGUCAGACAGAUCCCUAGAACCAGAACUGUUAAACUUGGUGAGUGGGAUUGCUCCGUAGGAUUUGGGUUCAGUGCAAUUGUUAAUGAUUACAAGAUAGUGAAAGCUUAUGGUAAGUUUGCUGGUGUGAUUAGUGGAGUUGAAGUGUAUUCAUUAAGCACAGGUUCAUGGAAGGAAAUAGAAUUUGGACCCUUAGAGGGUGUUAGGAUUUUUGGUGACACAGUCACUGCCAAUGGAUCUAUCUUUUGGUCGGUUCUAAUGUCAGGUGUGGAAGAGGAGGAUGACGAUGUUGACACUGAAUGGGGGGUUUCAUUUGAUAUCGCGACAGAAGUGUUUACAUUGAUACCAUUUCCUUGUUUAUACGAUGGUUUAUGUUGUAAGUUGUCUGUGUAUGAGGACAAGCUUGCUGUGAUUUCUCUCUCCGGGAUUGGUAACUUUCCGAACUAUCUAUAUUGUUUGAUUGAUUUGUGGGUGUUAGAGGAGGGUAUAGGCUCAUCUAGGGAGAGAUGGAGUUGGACUAAAAAAUAUACUUGCAAUACCUGCCCAUCCAUGUUAAGUUAUCCUGUGACCAUCUGGAGGAAUGGAAUUGUUUGUGGUUCUAUAUUUACAAAUGAAAUUGGACGUGAAAUGGAGACUGGUGAAGAAAGAGUUGGUCUAUAUUUGAUCAAUAUGGUUACUAAUGAAUGUAAGAUGUUCGCAGUCCCUGGAUUUCGCUUGGGUGGUGGUUUCAAUUAUGUGGAGAGUCUUGUUCCAGUUGGCAACAUCCAGUUUGAAGCACCUUGA